UGCAAAAACUGCGGGGCCUUUGGCCACACGGCCAGAAGUACCAGGUGCCCCAUGAAGUGCUGGCAGGCAGCCCUGGUUCCAGCGACCUUGGGGAAAAAGGAAGGGAAGGAAAACCUGAAACCAUGGAAGCCCCAGGUUGAAGCCAACCCGGGGCCCUUGAACAAGGAUAAGGGAGAGAAGGAAGAGAGACCAAGGCAACAAGACCCGCAGAGGAAGGCUCUCCUCCACAUAUUUUCUGGGAAACCUCCAGAGAAGCCGCUGCCGAAUCGAAAAGGAUCCACGGAAUCUUCUGAUUAUCUGAGGGUUGCAAGCGGGCCAAUGCCGGUCCACACAACCAGUAAGAGGCCGCGCCUGGGCCCUGUCCUCGCUGAUCGCUCAGCUACCGAAACGUCUGACAGGGGCUCCGUCUUGGCUUCGCCGUCUCCCCUCAGAAAAGCCAGUCUGAGCUCCUCCUCAAGUCUUGGACCAAAGGAAAGACAGACAGGGGCUGCGGCCGACAUCCCUCAGCCUGCAGUCAGGCAGCAGGGCCCCGAGCCUCUCCUCGUGGUGAAGCCGACACACAGCAGCCCUGAGGGUGGCUGCCGAGAAGUUCCCCAGGCUGCCUCCAAAACCCACGGCCUGCUCCAGGCCAUCAGACCCCAGGCACAGGACAAACGUCCUGCGGUGACCUCACAGCCCUGCCCGCCAGCCGCCACACACAGCUUGGGCCUAGGCUCCAAUCUCAGCUUCGGGCCAGGAGCCAAGAGACCUGCCCAGGCUCGGAUUCAGGCUUGCCUGAACUUCCCCAAGAAACCGAGACUGGGUCCCUUCCAGAUCCCCGAAAGCGCCAUCCAGGGAGGUGAGCUGGGGGCCCCGGAGAAUCUCCAACCUCCGCCAGCCGCAACCGAACUUGGACCAAGUACGUCGCCCCAGAUGGGCAGGAGGACACCCGCCCAGGUGCCCAGCGUCGACCGGCAGCCUCCGCACAGCAGACCUUGCCUGCCUACUGCCCAGGCCUGCACCAUGUCCCAUCACCCAGCGGCCAGCCAUGAUGGGGCCCAGCCUCUCACAGUGCUCUUCCGGAGACUGGAAAACGGACGCUGGAGCUCCAGCCUCCUGGCGGCCCCCUCAUUUCACUCUCCUGAGAAGCCGGGAGCCUUCCUCGCUCAGAGCCCUCAUGUGUCAGAGAAGUCUGAGGGUCCCCGUGUUCGUGUCCCACCGAGCGUCCUCUAUGAGGACCUUCAGGUUUCCUCCUCCUCAGAGGACAGCGAUUCUGACCUGGAGUGAGACUGCAGGUGGCAGGGGCUCCUUGGCCUCCAGCUCCCGUGACUUGGAGGGGACUGUGGGACUGAGGAGUGCAGAGCAGAGAGCAGACUCUGUGCGGUGACUCCGAAGCUCCCCGGCUGUGGCGCUUCUGUGGAUGUGGGAGCCCAGGCCAGGCAGGGAGCAGAUGCAGGGACUCUGCCUCAUUGAAUUCUGGUGAGGGACGUUGUAGUUCGCGUGGUUCUCCGGAAACGCGCCAGGAAAAGCUUCCGUGCCAGAGAUUCGUUGCCUCAGAAACUGCGUGACGCGCAGGAGUCAGACUUCCGCUGGGACGUCAAUAGGAAACUGGGGAAUUACUGUGUAUUUGCUCUCUAGAUGACUGAAUAAGGGAAAAGUUAGGGAACCCUGAGAGGUGCAGCCCUUCCGCUGUGCCCCGCCCUGAGAGCAGUGUUUCGGACGCUGGGAAGCGUGCUGUGCAGAGCGCUCUCGGGGUCUUUCCUCAGCCUCGAAAACUGGGCUGUGGAAUGCCUUUGUACAUGUGUGUGUUUAAUUGGUUUUGAAGUGAAUAAAAUUCUC
This is a messenger RNA of Pan troglodytes (chimpanzee), 1818 nucleotides long. Its product is annotated as protein FAM90A15-like. NCBI's taxonomy places the organism in Eukaryota, Metazoa, Chordata, Mammalia, Primates, Hominidae. The transcript has 3 exons. The coding region runs from base 52 to 1266 and encodes 404 amino acids. The record is from RefSeq and is a predicted model, not a curated record.